Phalacrocorax carbo (great cormorant) is the source of this 2528-nucleotide messenger RNA. The record is from RefSeq and is a predicted model, not a curated record. NCBI's taxonomy places the organism in Eukaryota, Metazoa, Chordata, Aves, Suliformes, Phalacrocoracidae.
GUGCGCAGCCUUUGGCGCCCCGCCCCCGCCCCAGCCUCCCUCGCGGCGGGGUGAGGGGACGGGGCGGGUACGCGUCUAUGGCGGCAUCUUCCUCUUUCUCCUGAGGCGGGCCCGGCACCGGCACCGUUCCCACCAUGCACAGCCUGGCUACAGCCGCGCCUGUGCCAACAGCGCUGGCUCAGGUUGACCGUGAAAAGAUCUACCAAUGGAUCAAUGAGCUGUCUAGCCCUGAGACGCGGGAGAAUGCACUGCUGGAGCUGAGCAAGAAGCGUGAGUCUGUGCCUGACCUUGCCCCAAUGCUGUGGCAUUCGUUUGGCACAAUUGCUGCUCUCCUUCAGGAAAUUGUAAAUAUUUAUCCAUCAAUCAACCCUCCGACUUUGACAGCCCAUCAGUCCAACAGAGUCUGCAAUGCUUUAGCCCUUCUACAGUGUGUUGCAUCACAUCCUGAAACGAGGUCAGCUUUUCUGGCAGCUCAUAUCCCUCUCUUCCUGUACCCCUUCCUGCACACAGUUAGCAAGACACGUCCAUUUGAGUACCUGCGGCUCACGAGCCUUGGAGUGAUUGGGGCCUUGGUGAAAACUGAUGAGCAAGAAGUGAUAAAUUUCUUAUUGACAACAGAAAUUAUCCCCCUGUGCUUACGCAUUAUGGAGUCUGGCAGUGAACUCUCCAAAACGGUUGCUACAUUUAUUCUUCAGAAAAUCCUCCUGGAUGACACAGGGCUGGCAUAUAUCUGUCAGACUUAUGAGCGGUUUUCCCAUGUUGCCAUGAUACUGGGUAAAAUGGUCCUGCAGCUCUCCAAGGAGCCAUCGGCACGGCUGCUGAAACAUGUUGUCCGCUGCUACCUUCGCCUUUCCGAUAACCCCAGGGCACGUGAAGCUCUCAGGCAGUGCCUUCCUGACCAACUGAAGGACACCACCUUCGCCCAGGUCCUGAAGGACGACACCACCACAAAGCGCUGGCUGGCUCAGCUCGUCAAGAACCUGCAAGAGGGUCAAGUCACUGACCCACGGGGCAUCCCUCUUCCUCCACAAUGACUGCUGGGGGAGGUGGGGGAUCAGGGAAGAAACAGCUCAGGUUUACAAAGAACCAGGAACAGGUGACCUUUUCCACAACAAACUGGGCAUGCCAGCUGGCUGCUGCCCUGCAGACCAUCCCACCCAGCUAAAGGGCUGCUCUGUAGCAGUGCAGCAUGCCUCUGGGGAUUGCAACACCAGCAAAUGCUGAUACUACAGCUUAAAAAAAUAAAAUCAAUAAAAACAAUCUGUAAAGAUGCUUGUCUCCCCAGCAGGCUUGGCUGGCGCCUCUCCCCCCACUGCUGGGCAGGGGCUAGUGCAGAUGUCUGCUCUUCAAGCUAGUUUAGCCUCCACCCAAGUGGGUGCGUGACAUGGGGUGCGCACGCCACAUCCCUCCAGAUCCUUCUCACUUCUUGUUUACACAUCUGUUUAGAUGAGUGAGUUAAAUAAAAGCUGAUCCAGUUGUUCUGUCCCCUCUUAAGAGUGCUACUCAGCUGCAAGUAGCCCAGGGACAGCUUUCUUCCCUGCCAGCACAUCCUUGCUUGGGCUCCGCAUCGGGCUGGCGUCGUCAGCUUCUCUCUUCCUUUCCUUUGGCAUGGAGGCAGUGUCUGGAGCUGGGCCACCGUGAUGCUUGCCCUAGGAGGAGGGGUGGAUUAGUUGCGAUGAACCCGCACGUCAUAAGCUUGCUUCCCAGGGCUCUGGGGGAGGAGAAGAGAGCAGGGCUGCAGCUCUUAUGCUGUAAAAAGUGUGCUCCUGCAGCUAACCAGUGGCCGGGGGCUGAUGUGUGCUGGCCUCCCAUUCAGCAAGGCUGUGGGCUGGCUCAUCGAAUGGGGCUCAGCAUUAGGGAACCUGCCCAGUGGUGGUCGGCAGGCCACCCACCGAUGAUCCCCAUCUGCAGGACAGCUGGGAGUGACAUCCUGCAGGCUCCAGGUAUGCUGGCUUCUGCACCCGCUGCCUGCCAGGCGUCUCGGUCCUGGCCCCCCUCCCUGUUCUGCCCCACCACCGACUCAUCUCUGCCAGCAGGCUGCAUCCAUUUCAGCUUUCAAACCUGCCUUGGCAUCUGCCUCGGCCCCACUGCAAUUAAAAUGGACCAGCAGCCGCUUCCCUGCCUUCCCUGUGCUGAGGGGUGAGUGUGGCUGCUGUGAGCUCUUGGAAGCAGCCAAGGAGCUCCUGGGCACUGCUGCAGCAGAGCCUGUGCUUGGCUGCAGGCAAGCCUGGGCAGCCACUCGAUUUCUCCCUCUCAAGUAGCCCAUUUUGCUGAUCAUCUGCAGUGUUGUGCCAACAGUGUCUUAAAUCCCAUCUCGUUGCCCUUCCCUCUUCCCCUCGCAGCCUUGCGUAACGAGGGCAGAGCACGGCCUCUUCCUUGCCCCUGUGGUCCUGUUUUAUAACUGUCUCUUUUCUCUCCCCUCCACCCUGACCUUGACAGGGUGUGAAAAUGCUUCUGUUUGAUUUUUCUUUUUUUUUUUUUUUUUGUAAGUUCAGAUUAAUAAAUAAUAAAACCCCAGCUAGCACAAA